AUGGCAUACAAUGAAGUUCCAUUACUACACGGGGUGCUCGCCUUGAGCGGCACACAUCUCUCCUUCAAACUAAGCUCUGCUGACGUUUUAGCUCGGUCACACUACGCCAUCUGCCUAAGAGCGGCCAAGUAUGAAAUAACUCGGGUUUCAGAAGGAUGCCUUGACCGAGCAUUCCCGUUAUGUGCCUUGUUGAUUAUUCUAUGCCAUUUGGAGGCAAUCGGUGGGGAUAUGAGAGGAGCACUUUUGACCCAUCUGCGAGCUUUCACUGCGAUUUUGCCGUUGGCAUGGCGGGUUGGGCGCGUGAUUAAUGAGAGGCUGUGGCUGGUGUUGUUGGAGCAGUUUGUAUAUUUUUCUAUCGUAUCGGACAAUGUUGGUCUGCCAUCAACAGCAAUCACUGGGCCCGAUCUCUCGACCCGGUCGCUUGCAUCUUCAAUUGGUCGCCAACUUCCGCAAUCAAACAUCCAAGGAAUCAUGUUUGGGCGCUCGGGUCACAUUUUCCAACUAUUCGAGAUGAUCCCCUUGAUUCAGACCUUUGCGCAAAAGCCGGCCGAAACCUCUCCAAGGCAUCUUGAUUCUGAGAUCAUCAGCGACUUCACCAUGUUGGAAGAUCGAGUCCUGGAAUGGAAGGUGCACAUGGACUCUGAUACGUCCGACAGCUUGCUUUCGACCCAUGCCGAGCUCCCAGUCGAAGUCAAUGCAGGUCUUUUAUUCCAGUGCGCGAUUCUUAUCUUCCUUCGUGCGGCAAUGUAUGGCCCUGGCAUGCCAUCGGAGUCAUUGCUUGCCCAGAUUGACUCUCUAGUCGCUGAGUUCAUCUCCUUCUCAGAAAAGCUGGACCUUAGAUCAAAAUCACGGACGUUGAUGAUGUGGCCCACCCUCAUCGUGGGAUCAUGCGCCCGGAAAGAGGAACAUCGUGCCCACCUGCGAUUUGUGCUCUAUCAAAGCCCUGCUGAGAUGUAUGCCACCACCAUGACCGGGAAGCUCCUAAAUCUAUUGUGGAGCGAUGAAGGCUACGGAAGGUCAAUCUUUGGGCCUUAUGGGAUAACGACUGUGGCUCGAAAACACAACAUAUGCUUGAGCCUCGGUUGA
Molecule: messenger RNA, 1086 nt
Organism: Exophiala mesophila
Lineage: Eukaryota; Fungi; Ascomycota; Eurotiomycetes; Chaetothyriales; Herpotrichiellaceae
Exons: 1
Coding region: 1-1086 (361 amino acids)
Source: RefSeq, a predicted model, not a curated record